AUGGUAUCCCUUACCUCCGGACCUAUCGCGGCCUUGUCGCUCAUCUUCUUCCUCUUGUCUCUUGCACCGCCCUCUCUUGCCUCUUGGCCUCUGGCAGCGCGACACGACGACGACGGCCACGACCACGACCACGACCACGACCAUAGCCACAGCGGAGACCACGACCACAGCAGGGGCGGCCACAACAGCACAGACGACCAAGGCAUUGGCCACGGCCACAACAGCACAGACCACGACCACAGCAGUAGCGGCCACAACAGCACAGACAACCAAGGCGCUGGCCACGAGCACAGCAUGCCCCACGGCGCCUUCAACUUUACGCCCUCCGGAAUCCCCUGGCCCACAUGUCCGCGCGAGUGCUGCAACCAGUUCUUCGUGUUCUUCCCGGAACCCGUCAACCACCCACUCUGCGUGAGCGAGGAGUUUUACCACAAUGUCACGCAAUGCGUCGCGGAGACUUGCACGCCGUAUGAGCAGGGCGCGUAUGCGGUUGUUGCGGAGAUCGAGUGUCCUGCGGAUGACAGCUAUGCUGGUGAAGAGGUAAGGGCGUUGUUGAAGGGUUUUGGGGGCGACCCGCAGGUUUGCGAGGGGGUGGAGAAUCGGACGAUUGUUUGUGAGAAUGAGACGGUGACUGUGACGGGAGAGGAGGCGGCGGAGCCGACGGCGACGGGCAUGGCGGCGCGGGUGGGGUUAGAGCGAGUUGGGACGCUCGGUUUGGGGGUGGUUUUUCUGGGUGCUUUCGGGCUGUUUCUGUAG
Aspergillus calidoustus is the source of this 756-nucleotide messenger RNA. NCBI's taxonomy places the organism in Eukaryota, Fungi, Ascomycota, Eurotiomycetes, Eurotiales, Aspergillaceae. The record is from the annotation of a GenBank genome assembly.